AUGCAGUCCAUCGGUACCAUCCUGUUGUCGUUGGCGGCUCUCACAGCCGCGGCCCCGGCGGAAAUCCAGUCGCGCGCCGCGUCCAGGGACAACAGCAGCCCGUUCCAGAUCUACGCCUACGGCGCCGGCAUCGGCGGUCUCUCCAUGUUCUCUGCAGGAGGCGACGCUUACUUUGGCGACCACACCAAGUUCAACGACUCUAACGCGGCGCCCGUGAUCUUUACCCCAACUGACGACAACACCUGGCUCGGCGCCCCGAACACCACCGCCCUCAACACCACCACGCCUCCCAGCUGGUCUAACCUCACUUUCUCUGUGCCCACAGACGGCUCCUCGGACCAUGACGUCGGCUUCGUGAGCUCCAACGAGACCUCUUCCGACCGCCAGACCAGCGGCUUUGUCUUCUACGGCACCUUCAUCUUCGUCGAGAGCAGCACCGGCGGCAUGGAGUCCAUGUGGUAUGCCACGCCCAGCUCGGUCGACGGCAUCUACUCGCUCAAGUGGAACGAGAGCGGCGACGCGACGGAGGGCAAGGUCGUCCUCACGCUCAAGAAGACGCCGCCCUCCAGCGCCAGCAAGACCAAGACCCGUGGUGCUUGA
Molecule: messenger RNA, 600 nt
Organism: Colletotrichum destructivum
Lineage: Eukaryota; Fungi; Ascomycota; Sordariomycetes; Glomerellales; Glomerellaceae
Exons: 3
Coding region: 1-600 (199 amino acids)
Source: RefSeq, a predicted model, not a curated record